AGUGAUGAUUUGGAUGGUUAAAAUGCUUAGAAAAGAGUAAGUUUUUGUAUAGACCGUUGUAUAUGGUAAGAUUAAUACUGCUGAUAUACUUCAAAAGAGGAGAUCUCAUUCUUGUCUCUUCCCUUAAUGGUGUGUGACAUACGAAGGUGAUAGGUGAUUUUCAAAGCAUUGAUCAUUUAUAUUCACAUUACUCUAUCACUUUGUCAUUGUGGUAUAAGUUGUUUAGUUUGGUGGGUUUGAAUUGGGUGAUACGUGAGUCAUCUACAUCCUUGUUCAUUGAAGAUUUGAAAGGUCUUGGGAGAUGUGAUAAGGGCGUUACUCUUUGGAAUCGUGCUAUUAUCGCUCUUUGUGGGUUAUUUAGAAGGAAAAAAAAAUGCAAGAAUUUUUGAACAUCAAAUUGAGGUUUGGAUGGUUUAUGGGACCACAUUCAUUUUAUUGCAUCAAUUUGGGCUUCGAUUACUUAUAAUUUCAAAGGAAUUCCGUUCUUUGCUAUUUUGGAGAGAUGGAUAGCUUCAUUUGAUUUGUAGACUGUUUAUCUACCUAUUUUUUCGGUGGCCUGCUUUUUCUAGUUUAUUGGUUGAAUUUCUUAUCAAAUUGUUUUUGAUGCACUUUUUGUUUUUUAUCAAUAAACUUUUUCGUCUCCUAUAAAAAAAAAAACAACAUUAGUAAGGUACUGGAGAUUGUCGGGGAAUGGGGUGUCGGUGGUUCUAUUCUUAUUGUCUUCUAUCAAGUAUCAAAGAAGAAAAGGAUGAUCUAUGAUAUCUGCGAGAAUAACACUUUGCUUCUUCCUUUCACAUUCGUACAUUCAUACACCAUCCUCACGGUUGAAGUAUAGUCCAUUGUCUUUGAAACCAGACUUUUUGUAUAUACUAUUAUAUUGCUUGCUUGCAUAAUCAUGUUUAACCAGUUGUAAAUUGAAGCUUUGGGUUGUGAUUCUGAGAGGAUUGAUAAUUUAUCUUACCGGUGAAAUUUAAUCCUAGUAGCCUUCCAGAAAAGAGUUUGGGUUGAUGGUGAAUUAUUAUGCAAGGCGAGGGGACAUGCAUCGUGCGCGUGAAGUGUUUGAGAGCAUGCGUGCCAGGGGGAUAGAACCAACCUCUCAUGUGUAUACAAACCUAAUACAUGCAUAUGCAGUAGGCAGAGACAUGGAAGAGGCACUAUCGUGUGUGAGGAAAAUGAAAGAUGAAGAAAUCGAGAUGACUUUGGUGACUUACAGUAUUCUUGUUUGGGGAUUUGCAAAAGUCGGCAAUGUUGAAGCUGCAGAUCAAUGGUUUAAGGAGGCCAAAGAGAGACAUACAAGCUUGAAUGCAAUCAUAUAUGGGAACAUUAUUUAUGCUCAUUGUCAAUCGUCUAAUAUGGACCAGGCUGAAGCCCUGGUAAGGGAGAUGGAAGAAGAUGGUAUUGAUGCUCCGAUUGAUAUAUAUCACACCAUGAUGGAUGGAUAUACGAUGAUCGGGAAUGAAGACAAAUGUCUGGUUGUGUUUGACAGACUCAAGGUGCAUACACACACUAAAGUUCUAUUACUGAGAACCUUUGGAAAGCUGGAGUUUAUUCCUUCUGAGUGUGUGUAA
This is a messenger RNA of Ilex paraguariensis (yerba mate), 1568 nucleotides long. The record is from the annotation of a GenBank genome assembly. Lineage: Eukaryota; Viridiplantae; Streptophyta; Magnoliopsida; Aquifoliales; Aquifoliaceae.